CCUCAACAGAAGAGUCACUGCUGAGGUAUUUCAAGCGGGCAUCGACUGCUCGAAGACGCAUAGAUGUUGAUAGUAUGAUAAGGUUCCUAUUACUGGGGGCUGCUCUACUAGGAGUAGGGUAUGCCCAGAGUCGACAGACUGUCAUAGACAACCAGGUCGGGUACAAGCAAGAAAGAGCACCGACUUACUUGGUUAUUGCCCCUAAAAGAGUUCGACCUAAUCAGGUUGUACAGAUUUUUGUGACGAUUCUAAAACUGGAAUAUUCUAGAAUAAAUGUGCGUGUAUCAAUCACUCGUAAAAACGUGGAGUAUGCUGGCGCUGCGCUGACGUUCGACCAGAUUGGGAGUCGUACCAUGCAGCUGCAUAUGCCACAGAACUCACAGACUGGAGAUUACAAGCUGCGAGUGGAGGGAACAAUCGAUGGGGGAAGCAGUGGAAAUGUUUUUGAGAAUGAAACCUCAAUAGAGUUUCACCCCAAACAGGCAUCCCUGUUUAUACAGCUCAGCAAGCCCAUCUUCAGACAGGGCCAGAAAGUUUACUUCCGAGUGGUGCCUAUCCUCCCUAACUUGAUGCCGAAAUAUGGAAGUAUGACAAUAUAUGUAAAUGAUCCCACAGGAUUCCCUGUGCGUAGAUGGCUAGCAGUACAGACCAAUGCUGGAGGUAUUUUAAGUCAGAAUUUCCAGUUGUCUGACCAACCUAACUAUGGAAACUGGUCUAUACAAGUGGAUGCCUUUGGCUAUGUGUAUUACAAGCAUUUCCUAGUAGAAGAAUAUUGGGAUCCAAGGUUUGAUGUCAAUGUGACCGUGCGCCCAUACAUCAUGGAUAAUGUGGACACUGUUGGCGGUGUCAUCAACGCUAAUAUGACAACGGGUAAGCCUGUGGAAGGAAACGCCUCUGUGUUACUGACUGUGCGUCCUCCGCCAGACCCCCGCUAUGAGAACACUGAUGUGACCAAUACCAACCCUGCUCUAUAUAACCCUAUCACCAUUACACAGGUGUAUGACUAUGUGAAAGGUCCCAUUGCAUUUAACUUUAAGAUGUCUGAAAUAUUGGAGAAAGUUCAUCGGUACUGGCCUCAAUAUAUAGGCUGGUCAGCCUUGACUGAUUUUGAGCUCCAGUUCAAUGCUUCAGUGUAUGAUUGGUUCUAUAGUAUGACUAAGGAGGGUUCUGCCAGUACUACCAUCUUCAGCUCGCGAACUCGUCUCCAAUGGAUUGGAGACCAAGUCCGAACGUUUAAACCGGAAACAGUGAUGAAUGUACAGAUAGCCGUGAUGAGGUAUGAUGGUACUCCUGUGUCAUCUUCCAAAUACGUCCGCCUCACCUUGGAGCCUCGCUACAGUGGUACUGGAAAUUCACCUAUCUUUAUAGGCUCUCAAUUCAUGAAGACACCUGUCAGUGGAAUCGUCAAAUUCUCUAUUCCAGUCGAUAAACAGCUUGUUGGCCUCAAGUUAACUGCCACAUAUGAUGGUGACCCCAAUACUGAAAUAAAACUGAUGGCAACAAGAUUCUACUCGCCUAGCAACAGUUUCAUCACUGUGUCAACAUCAACAGGUUCUCCAAAGAUCAAUGAAUACAUGAUUUUCCAUGUGAAAACGAGUAACUACAUUCCUCGGAUUUAUUAUCAGAUUGUGGCUGGCAGUAACAUCAUUGUGGGUGAAGAGUUAGAGAUGAAGUCACGUCGGAAGACCUUCUCCAUCGCCCUGUCCAAGGAGAUGGUGCCUACUGCUCGCAUUGUGGUCUACUACGUGUCUGGUCAGCCAGAGGAGAUAGUCAUUGACACACUUACCUUCUCUAUAGAUGGAAUGAAAUCCAACCAGGUUGGAGCAAAGAUAAAUCGUGGAAAGGACUUUACUCGAGACACUGUCGAGAUCAUGGCGACUGCUGAUCCUGGCUCUUAUGUAGCGUUUGCUGCUAUGCCUAGUGAUUUGUACACUCGAGGUAUUAAUGAUGGACUCACAGAAUACAAUCUGGUAGAUGAGUUGAACAGCUAUGACGCCCCAGCACGAGGCAGCUACCAGCAUCUGUGGCGACUCAGUGAGACGGAGUACCAGUACAAAUUCUUCCUGGCCCAGGGUUAUGGUAUUGACAGUUUCACCACCUUCCGGGAUUCCGGUCUGCUAGCUCUUUCUGAUGUCACCAUCAACAGAGUACCAAACCAGUGUGAGUUGGAGCCGGACACCAUUCCAUGUUUUGAUGGGACAUGCUACCAUAAAAACAAGACGUGUGACAACAACUUCGACUGUCCAACAGAUUGGUCAGAUGAGGAAAACUGUCCAAAGGAAGAUCCACGUUUUAACAACAAGACAACGAAUAUAAUUAAUCGCGUGAGCCGAGUUCUGAGGUUCUACGAGGACAGCGGAUGGGCCUGGAAGGAGUAUUUCACAAAGCCUGAUGGAGAGGUUGAUUUCCGUGUCAACGUUCCUAAGUACCCGCUAGAAUGGGUCAUCAAUGGAAUUUCUAUGAGUCGAAAUCUUGGACUUGGAUUGAUGCCUAAACCUCUGCGGUAUGAUGCCACACGCUACAUGUACAUCAUUGUGGAGUCAGCAACACACAUCAUCCGAGGAGAACAGAUUGGUGUUCGAGUUACUGUUUUCAACUACUGGUACAACUCCGACUUCAUUGAGGUGCUAGUAACUAUGGAAGGAUCUCCGGACUAUGAUUCUGUCCUGGUAGGAGAGGAAGGUUUUGUGACAUCCUACAGUCCCACACGACACAAUGGCGACCAUCAAACCAUCGUCUUUCUGGAACCCGGAGAGUCCAAAGACAUUCUGAUGCCCAUUGUCCCGAACAUGGUCCAGGGUAAUUUUACGUACACUGUCAGUGCAUGGUGUUUCCUGGAGCGUGAUACCGUGACCAAACAAGUCUACGUCACGGGUGACGGUGUGCUCAACUACUACCAUACCCCCUGCCUUAUAGACAUGAUCACCUACGGCUCCAUUAUCAUCCCUGACCUCAAGGUCAACGUGUCUGACCAGUUUAUCACACCAGAACAGCGUUACCAUAACUACGUCCCUGGCUCAGGUGUAGGUCACCUCAGUCUGUUUGGUGAUGUUGUGACCCCUGGCUUCUUUGUUGAUUAUCCGACUGCAGAAGAUAUCAUGUAUCGACCGUACGGAGCAGGAGAAAUGAAUAUGUUUAAUUUUGCAUUUAAUCUUAUCACACUUAAAUUCAAGAAAGCAAACCAACAAUUACCCAAUGACAUUCUAAAACGGACUCUGCACUACAUGAACAUUGGUUUGCAGAGGCAGUUGAGCUACAUGAAAGAAGAUGGAUCCUUCAAAAUGUUCCGAGAUGACAACAGAUCAAGUAUCUGGCUGACAGCAUUUGUGGCCCAAACCCUCCACGAGGCGAGAUUUGGUGAAUGGGAGAAAGAUUUGUUUAUCAAACUUGAGCUCAUCAACAAAAUUGUGGUCUGGAUUUGUGAAAAACAGAAUAAUGUCACUGGAGAGUUCUACGAUAAUCAAGUUCCUGUGUACGAUAGGAACUACGCUUCAAGAAGUGAAAUGAUGGCAGCCAAACUCACAGGCCACCCUGUUCCUCUAACGGCAUAUGUUCUUAUAGCACUGUAUAAAAUAACGGAUGUCUCAGAGGAAGCACAAAGCUGUAUCGAUAAAGCCAGACAGAGAGCAUCAGAGUACUUAUCUACUAGAACCUCUGAGAUUGAGGCCAGCAAUGAGAUCUUCCACAUGGCCAUCACAGCGUAUGCGCUUUCCCUCAGCCAGCAGAGAAGUCGCACCAUAUUUGAUAAGCUGUGGGCAAAGCGAAAGAAAACCGAAGAAUUCUACUUUGCGGAUGACACUGUUCGCCAAAAUCCAUCUGAUUUCGUGAACACUGUGCGGUACCUGUUGCCCAGAUUGGAGCUGAUGAAUGAUGCACAUGCAGUUCAGAGUACAGCAUAUGCUCUCAUGGCACAUAUCAAUCAUUUUGGAUCUUCAUCUGGGGAGUACAAAGUACAACGAGACUCCAUGAUGCGAUGGCUGCAGACCAUGCGUAACUAUAUUGGAGCUUUUUCUUCUUCUCAGGACACUCUGGCUGCCAUGGAGUCCCUGUAUGCUUUUACACAGGUUGACCCUAACAGGAACGUGUUUGAUAUGUUCAUGGAGCUGGAAUCAUCCGCCUCCCCCGAGUGGAAGAGGCUGAUGAUGAUGAACAAACACAACUACACCAACCUACAGGAAGCUUUCCUCCCUAAGGUGUACGGCCAAGUUAGAGUGACAGCCAAGGGAACGGGCAGAGCUCUCAUACAGCUGACAACCACUGUGAAUGUGGAGUAUGCCUGGCAGAUCAAGAACACAGUAGACAGCAAACAAUUUUAUCUACUGGACCUCGACUUACUACAGUUCUCCGGGAGGAAUUUCUCCACAAUGGAAAUGGUACCCUGUGUCAGCUGGAUAUACACUCAGAAGUCGAUGACCUCUGGCCUAAGUGUGCUAGAAAUUGACAUGCCCUCUGGUUACGUGGUAAUGAACGACACUCUUCGAAGCCUUGUGUUGAACAAGACCGUGAGAAAUCUACAACGUGCUGAAUUCUACAACAGAAAAGUUGUCUUCUACUUUGAUUUUUUGGACCAGAGUCGGUCGUGCGUGAGAUUUAAGGCCCAUCGUUGGUAUCCGGUCGCUAACAUGACUAUCCAACACAAGAUGCGACUCUUUGACUACUAUGAACCAGGUUUCCAUAACACUACUAUGUAUACGACGUACAAUUUAUUCAAUCUCAACAUCUGCUACGUUUGUGGAUCCUACCAAUGUCCUUACUGUCCAUUCUUCAAUGUGGCGACCGUCUUGAAGGCUAGCUUUACCAUGGUGACACUGAUAAUGGGAUUCUUCCUCAAAAGAUACAUGCUGCGGGUGACGUAACAAUGGAGUCCAAAUCUUUGUGAUCUCUCGCGUCUCUUAUCAUGUUAACUCUCUAUUAAGAUGGAAAGUGAGACAUUCAGUUGGUUAGAAUUCAAGAAGGAAUCAAAGACUUCAUCUUUGUCAUCAGCAAUAAAUGUAGGGAUUAAGAAUCGUAUUUAAGAUUGUUCUAAGCAUACGUCGUAUUGUUUUUCAGAAUUAGACAGAUGCUCACGUAUGAUAAUACAGGUGUAGAUAUUAGCAUAUAUCCAUCAAAAAUUUGUUUUCAUUUUUAAAAACCAUCCCUACAGAAAACAAAUUUCUUAACGAUUAUUAUAAAAAGUGUCUAUUAAUCUAACGUGCCAUUCAAAACUUGUGUUUAUGUCAUGUACAGAAAAAAUAAGACUUUUUGUGUAAAAUAACUGCAGAUGUGAUGAAAUAUUUUGUGUUGUUAAUUAAAUAAGCCUUGUUAGCAAGGUUUAUUUCAACAAGCCUUGUUAUAUGUCUUGCUAGCUAUAGGCUUACUUUGCUAUUAGACUGAAAUGUCUUGAAACUACGUAAAAAUGAAAAUGUUCAAUUUCAUGAUUUUUUGUUUUCUUUCUGUUUCUUUCCAAUGGUUUUCUGUUAUGUAAAUGAAUUUUUUUUUUUUUUUUUUUUUAUAAUGAAAAUAUUUCUUGACCCAAUAGCAAUAUGAUUUUCAAAUGAGUUUUAACAUCAUUGUAAGUGUUUUAUUUUGUGACUUGCUAAAUAGUUGUUUCUGUUAUUUCUUAAUUCAUGUCAAACUUGUUUGAUAACUGUGUAUAAACAAUUUUGUACAAUAUGUAGAUAUUACCAAGGAUGUAAAUAUUUUGUAUAAUAUGUAUGUAGAUUUAUCAUGGAAUAUUUUUAUAUCAAAUCAAGAAUGAGAGUACUGUAUUUGCAUGGAAAUGAUGAAUUGUUCAUUUUUAUUCCUCAAAGAAAAAACAUAUCCCUCCUUUGAUCUAUGUAUGAGGAUUUUCCACAAAUGAAUGCUUGAUCUUUUAACAGUGUAAAUGGAGUUGUGUGUUAUUGUAGUAUGAAUGUAUGAUUUGUUUUAAAUGAAUGGAGAAAGUAAUAAAUAUCAAAUCAGAAUAUGGAGUACGAUAACUAUAAUCUGAAGCUGAGUAUAAAAAAUACAUCGUCGAUAAAGCUUCCAUCUCUUCUCACUGGCUUUCCUGUACAUGAACUUACACCAUUUUUUUCUGUUUAGGAUCUUCAUAAUAUUAAGUUUAAAAUGUUUUAUUCAGCUGAAGUCUUCCUUUGACAUUUUAAAAUAUUUCAUUUUUCAUUUGAAUGAAAGGCAGCUUGUAUAUACAUCAUAUGAGAGAGGAACGUCCAUAAAAUUUACAAUUUAAAACAUUCCAAUCAUUUUCCCUGAAUAUGUUGUAUAACAUAUUUUUCAUCAAGUGCUGAUAAUAUUUACAGUAGAAUGAUUUUGGUUUAUUGGUUAAACAGUAAGCAGGUUAUAUUAUACAAGAUUUCAAUGGUGGGGAAAGAUUCCCUAUCAUCCCCAAAAAAAUCUCUGUAUUUUUGUCACUCUUUGUACAUAUAUCUACUAUUUCAGGCAUACAUCAUCCACACUAGAUUUUGAGUGAUUUAACUUGUUUUCAUUAAAAGGAUAUAUUUCAGGGACGCAUAUAUCUACAAAGGGAAUCCAGAGCUAUUGGAUUGAGGAGAUUUUUUCUAUCAUAGUAUAAUGUAUAGCAAUGCUAAUGUUUAGUCAAGACUAAAAUUCAACUAUCGGAUGUUUGAUUAUGGCAAUUUAAACGAACAUCUUUUUUAUAUGCAUUUUUAUAAUUAUGUAAUUUAAUGAACAUUUUUAAAUGUUUGAAUGUAAUCUGAUUAAAACAUAAAUAUGAUACCGUCUUCUUUAUGUAGUUAUGGAGAAACAUUAUACACUAGUUUGAUAGAUGUGAUUUACGCCAUGUGUAUAAAAGAUAAAUAUAUUUGGAAAUUUACACGACGAUGAAUGUAUAUAGAUAUAUUUCGGAUGGUAUCAAAUGUUAAUUUACCAAUAAAAGACAGAUAAUUGGACUAAGAUUUAUUGACCAUUUACUAGGAGAUAUGAUGAUAAUCAUCUACUUUCAUUUAAAUUUUCUGUGUACAUAACGAUGUAAAUGAUAUAAUUCACCUGUUCUACCCUUGAAUACCCAGAGUCAAACCAGCCCUCUAUAAAUAUCCAUACCUGAGCGUGUUUGACUCUGGAUGUCCAACAGGUUUGCUAUUUGUCUUUGUUAAUAUAUCCAAGGUGACAUUUAUAAAGGAGACUAGCUCACAAGAUGUCCAUUGUUGGACAGCUAUUUGAUAAGAGACAUACCCUCCCCGAGUAAGUUACUGAUGUCAAUUGAUAGAUGACAAAUUGUCAUGCUAACCAUUUCCUUUUGUGAAAGUUAAAGUUUUCCUAUAUUAAUUUGCAAAUUAAAAUUUUCUGUAAUUAAUAUUCCCAGACAUACAUUUUAGUGUUUAUGGAAAUAGCAUCCUUUCAAUCUUGGAUUUAAUUAUACUUCAUAAAUAAAUACUACACUUAGCUCAAAGGAUCAAGGUAAAGUAUUAAUUUUACAGUACUUCAUAAAUAAAUACAAAACUUACCUCAAAGGAUCAAGGUAAAGUAUAAAUUUUACAGUAACUGAAAUGUUUGUAUAGAUAUUUAGUAAUCUAUAUAUCAACUGUAUAUGGCGACCACAAAACCAGUAGACACGGAUGUUUGUAACGGGAUAUUUUAUUUUGCUUCCUGGAUCAGAUACUGAAUGGGAAAAUAGACUGAAUAGUGUAAGCAGUGUCCUUUAUGACAGAACCUUCGAUAAAAUCAUACCAUCUGUAAUUAAGCCCACAUUUCAUUGUAGACUUGUAACAUACAUAUGUAACAAACGUGUAAUUUUAUACAAAAAGAAAAAUAAAUUUACCAUAUUUUCUACAUUA
Molecule: messenger RNA, 7769 nt
Organism: Pecten maximus
Lineage: Eukaryota; Metazoa; Mollusca; Bivalvia; Pectinida; Pectinidae
Product: CD109 antigen-like
Exons: 36
Coding region: 75-4856 (1593 amino acids)
Cellular component (GO): extracellular region
Molecular function (GO): protein binding; endopeptidase inhibitor activity
Source: RefSeq, a predicted model, not a curated record